Messenger RNA from Corylus avellana, 1255 nucleotides. NCBI's taxonomy places the organism in Eukaryota, Viridiplantae, Streptophyta, Magnoliopsida, Fagales, Betulaceae. The record is from RefSeq and is a predicted model, not a curated record.
ACUAACACACUGACACAAUCACAGUCACUCUCGCUUUCCCCAAUUCCCCGCCAGCCAGAGCUCCUGCUCUUCACUACCUUUUAGUGUGGAUGAAUACUAACUAGCUCUUCAGUCUUCACCUCCAUGUUCAACAAACCAUCGGCUAUGACUUCCCUACUCGUCCUCAGCCUCGUACUCUACGCGGCGUCGCAGACAAUCCCCGUCCUCUCCAGCACCACUGCCUACCCCUCCGUAGCUGACACCGAAACUACGGACUGCUCGGUUUCGGGAACAGACGAGCUCAUACCGGUUCGCCGAGAAGUCUACGAUGGAGGCCGAAUCAUCGAUAUCACCCACAGGUACAGCCCGGACAUGCCGGAGUAUGGGUCUAGCGAAGGGAUCGGCCAGGUCGUCUGGCUAGCGCAGAGCAUGAAGAACGGCUCGCUUGCCAACCAGUCCUUGAUGAAGCUGCCCUCCCACACCGGCACGCACGUCGACGCGCCCGGGCACUUCUUCGAUCACUACUUCGACGCCGGCUUCGACGUCGACACGCUUGACUUGGAAGUGCUCAAUGGUCCAGCAUUGUUGGUUGAUGUUCCAAGGGACAAUAACAUAACUGCUGAAGUCAUGAAGUCUCUAAAUAUCCCCAAGGGAGUACGUCGUGUCCUUUUCAGAACUUUAAAUACUGACAGGCGGCUUAUGUUUAAAAAGGAGAGCGACUUAAGUUAUGUGGGAUUUAUGGAAGAUGGGGCAAGAUGGUUGGUGGAGAACACUGACAUCAAACUUGUUGGAAUUGAUUACUUAUCUGCUGCUGCCUAUGAUGAUUUGGCCACUGCUCAUUUUGUCUUUUUGGAAAGCAGGGAAAUCAUCCUCGUGGAAGCCCUAAAGCUUGACGACGUCCCUGCAGGAAUAUAUACUGUCCAUUGCUUACCUCUUAGGUUGCUUGGUGCUGAGGGAUCACCAAUAAGAUGCAUUCUCAUCAAAUAAUAAUUUCCUUGAUCUCUUGUGCCUCAAUAAAGCGGGGAAGAUAUGCACUUUUACAUACGGGAAAUGUUUGGUUUCCAUCUUUUGCCUAUCUUUUGUCUAUAUCUGUAUAAGAAGUGAGCAAAUUCGCCAUUGAAUGGUGAAUUUGCAAGAAAGAUAGACAAAAAAUAAAUAAGAAAUGGAUGUGUAACAUUUCUCUUUUGUAUAGGUUAUUAUGAACAACCUAAUAAAUGUUUGUUGGACUCCUCCUUUAAAUAUUGUAUAGUAAUGAUAUGCACUAUCCUUUUAAAUA